This is a messenger RNA of Folsomia candida, 946 nucleotides long. Its product is annotated as glycogen-binding subunit 76A-like. Gene Ontology annotation, biological process: regulation of glycogen biosynthetic process. Gene Ontology annotation, molecular function: glycogen binding; protein phosphatase 1 binding. Lineage: Eukaryota; Metazoa; Arthropoda; Collembola; Entomobryomorpha; Isotomidae. Gene Ontology annotation, cellular component: protein phosphatase type 1 complex. The coding region runs from base 117 to 866 and encodes 249 amino acids. The record is from RefSeq and is a predicted model, not a curated record. The transcript is spliced from 4 exons.
AGGAGAGAGAUGAAGUUCAAGGUCGUGGUGGUGAUCGUGCUCGGGUUUUUGUCCCACUCUUUCUCCACUCUCUCCCACACACACACGUUCACAGUUUUACACCCGCUUGCGAUACGAUGGCCACCACGGAAAUGGAGAUAACAGACUGGUCCAGCUCCUGCACCUCCUCCGGCAUAGGAUCCUGCACCCUGACACCCACGACUCCAUCACCCACUGAAUCACCUCUGGACACCUACUUCCUCUUCCCACCACCACCCGACUCAUCAAAAACAGUAAAGCGCGCCUCCUCCCUCCGACUGGGUCAAACCACCGAAAAGGAAUCCUCACACAAGAAACUAGUCCGAUUCGCCGACUGUUUAGGCCUGGACCUCGUGGAUGUUAAGACCUUCAUCCUGGACUCGCUCCCGCUGAUCCCUCCCAGAGCUUAUGUAGAUUUGGACCUUCCUCCUUUGGAAAUUAUAUCUCCGCCAUCCUCACUUUUGCUCCUACCCACCUUCCCGCAACCCUCCACCUUACCCAACUUUACCGAUUUGUUACACACCCAAAAGAUAAAGCUCGCCAGCUGCACGGCGGAUUCACUAACGAUCACCGGAGUGAUUAAAGUCGUCAAUUUAUCAUUUGAGAAAGCCGUUUAUCUCAGAUACUCUUACAAUCAGUGGCUGGAUUUUGGGGAGUUACAGUGCACCUACGCCCCCCACGAGCACACCCCUUUGAUCGACACCUUCUCCUUUUGCCUCCCCCUCCCCCACCCCACCACUCACCCCUCCCCAUGGACCACCUUCACCUUCGCCCUGCGCUACACCACCCCAACCCAAACCUACUGGGACAACAACACCACCUUAAACUACACCUUCCACCUCCUCUAAUCCUCCUUUUCAUGAUCCUCCUCCCCAUCCCCCUCCUCCUCCACUGAGCCCCCACAAAAAACAGAGUAACAAAUCAAGCU